AUGAAGCAGAUCCAGAGUAUCAAACAGCAGUCUUCUUCCCCAAGUUUCGGCAGAUACUCUUCCGAGACCUUAGCUGAUAUCGCGGCAAGGGUAAUCCAGGAGCUCCACAGCGACACUCUCUCGGACUCCGCCGAAGAAAACGACAACCUCAUUAAUCCUAAACAUGACGAUGUCCCCAAUGACUUUGAGUUUUCUUUCUCUUCUACACACCCCGAUUCUUCUCCUGUCUCUGCUGACGACAUUUUCUAUAACGGCCAAAUCAGACCAAUUUACCCUCACCCUCUCUUUGACAGCAACUCGCUCAACCCCAUUCCCCACGGGGAAACGCCACCCCUUGAGUCUCCUCCUCGUCGUUUACCUCUGAGGAAGCUUAUGCUUGAGGACCGAGAAACACCAAACGACAGCAGCGUGCCUGCAGGGCCCUACUGCGUGUGGACUCCGUCGUGCAAGAAAAGCGUGUCCACAAGAAGAUUCUCGUUGAAGCGGUGGAAGCUUCGAGAUCUUCUGAAUGGGAGCCACAGUGAUGGAAAGAAGGAAUCACUCCGGUUUCUGAGUUCCGAGAAGAGGACCAACAAGGUGGCCUCUAAGCAUGCCUCCGCCGACAACAAUGGCGCCAGCCGCCAAAUCAGUUGGGUUUUUUGGUAG
Molecule: messenger RNA, 645 nt
Organism: Abrus precatorius (Indian licorice)
Lineage: Eukaryota; Viridiplantae; Streptophyta; Magnoliopsida; Fabales; Fabaceae
Exons: 1
Coding region: 1-645 (214 amino acids)
Source: RefSeq, a predicted model, not a curated record